AUGGACCCCGACGCCGCCGCCUACUUCGAAUGGACGACCGGAACUAUGGGUGGUGGUAGCGGUGGUAGCGGUCAUCGGAGAAAAGAUGGAAUUGCGGUUCUGGGCGCAUCGCGCAACCCCUCCAUGCAUCGUGGAUCAUCCCGGGUCAUGGACGUCGAUCUCCAACCAAAUGCCGAAGCUAUUCAGUCUCGAUGUCUCCGGUACCAAAUCGUCGCCAUCGGCCGCUAG
Molecule: messenger RNA, 228 nt
Organism: Colletotrichum spaethianum
Lineage: Eukaryota; Fungi; Ascomycota; Sordariomycetes; Glomerellales; Glomerellaceae
Exons: 1
Coding region: 1-228 (75 amino acids)
Source: RefSeq, a predicted model, not a curated record